UCUGAGGAUCUGUCUGUUGCAUGGCCUUGUGAUGAAUUAGGAUCAGUGGUAAAGGAGGUUGUGGGAGCUCCUCGCAUCUUGGUGCAAACUCUCUUGGACCAAGUGAUGAGAGGGUCCCACCACACAAGCCAUGCCUUCUUCUCAUUUGCAUCUCUGAAUUACUCACUGUCUCCUUUGGAUUAUAACUAAUGCUAAAGGACCUUUUUUUUUUUUUUUUUUUUUAAUUUUUUUUUUUUUUUUUUUAAAGAAAAAGAAUCUGUUCAAGCUGCUUUUGUAGUGUGGUGUUAUUUAUCUUCUCAUCUGUUGGAAUAAUGCAUUCUUGCUGGAGUCGGAACUUUUGGAUUGCUGUGGUACUUGGUGCUUUGCUGGUUGUUUUUACUGCUGGGAAUGCAGGACCAAACCAGGACCGACGGCAGGCUGGGUCGUCCUCAUGCUUUGGAGGAUUUGAUCUCUACUUUGUUUUGGACAAAUCGGGGAGUGUGCAGAAUCACUGGACUGAAAUCUACAACUUUGUUGAACAUCUAGCUCAUAAAUUCAUAAGCCCACAGUUGCGGAUGUCCUUCAUUGUUUUCUCCACUGAGGGAAGAAUCUUAAUGAGCCUGACAGAAGACAGGGAACGUAUUCGCAAAGGCCUGGAGGAGCUGCAGAUGGUUCAUCCAGGAGGAGACACCUUCAUGCAUGAGGGCAUCCUGCGGGCCAGUGAGCAGAUAUACUACGGAAACACUGAAGGUUAUCGCACUGCCAGUGUCAUCAUAGCACUCACAGAUGGAGAGCUGCACGAGGAUCUAUUUUACUACGCUGAGAGAGAGGCCAACCGCUCCCGGAGUCUGGGUGCCUCAGUUUACUGUGUGGGGGUGAAGGACUUCAAUGAAACACAGCUGGCAAAGAUCGCAGACAGUAAGGACCACGUCUUCCCUGUCAAUGAUGGAUUUGAGGCUUUGCAAACUGUUAUUGAUUCUAUCCUGAAGAAGUCCUGUAUUGAAAUCCUUGCUGCAGAGCCCUCCAGUAUCUGUGCAGGAGAGUCCUUUCAGGUGGUGGUGAGAGGAAAUGGAUUCCUUCAUGCCCGCAAUGUUGAUAAAGUCCUGUGCAGCUUCCGCAUCAACGACACCGUUACUAAGAUGGUGAAGCCUUUGAUAGUGGAGGAUACAUACCUACUUUGUCCUGCACCAGUGCUUCAAGAUGAGGGAAUGGCAGCAAAUCUUUAUGUCAGUAUGAAUGAAGGGCUCAGUUUCAUCUCCAGUUCGGUUACUAUCACCACUGUGGGCUGCUCUGAUGGGACCAUUCUGGCCAUAGCUCUGCUCAUCUUGAUGCUGCUGCUGAUCUUGGCCCUCCUCUGGUGGUUCUGGCCCCUCUGCUGCACUGUGAUCAUCCACGAGCCCCCACCGCCACCUGUGGAGGAGAGUUCGGAUGAUGAAGACUUUGAAGCCCCUAAGAAGAAAUGGCCGACAGUUGAUGCUUCUUAUUAUGGAGGAAGAGGAGUUGGGGGAAUCAAAAGGAUGGAGGUUCGCUGGGGUGAGAAAGGCUCCACUGAGGAGGGAGCAAAGCUGGAAAAGGCCAAAAACGCCAAAGUAAAGAUGCCAGAGCAGGAGUAUGUGUUUGCCCCCACACGAGUUCUCAACAAUGGCAUGCAUAAACCCCCCGGGCCACGCAAGUGGUACUCACCCAUCAAGAGCAAAUUGGAUGCAUUGUGGGUACUUUUAAGGAAAGGAUACGAUCGCGUGUCUGUAAUGAGACCUCAUCCAGGAGACAAGGGCAGAUGCAUGAACUUCACCCGCAUCAAGUCUCCGCCUCCUCGCUACCCCAACUACAACCACCAUCCCUCACCCAUCUACAACCCCCCCAGUAAGAGUCCUCCUGCUCCACAGGGCACUCUUCCUCCGACUCCCAGCAGCUCCCCAUCCACCCUGUCGUUCUCCUCCACCCUUCCACCUCUUCCUCCCACUCCUCCCCCCACCUCCAGUAGCCCCUCCCCUCCUGUUACACCUCCCCCUUACACCCCACCUCCCACUCGUGCUCUUCCACCGACCACCCUACUUAUACCUGCACCACCCACAACCCCACCACCCCCAGCUUCUCCGACCAGCCCCUUGCCCCCUCCACCCCAGGGACCCCCUCCCGGACGAGCCCCUCCCCCUGCACGCCCUCCGCCUCGUCCUGGCCAGUAGAAAUCUGUCAGCAGACGGGAGAGAGCCGCGCAGGGUUGAAAAAGGUUAAAACAAUGAUCAGCGCAUGACCAUCCUUGAUUGAACUUACAAGCGAGGACAUGUGAGUGCCUCGUCCACAGUGGGCUGUAGCCUGACUAAAUGAAGUGGAUCAGCGAGGACCUGAUUUUCAGCUAUUUGUCUACAUUGACUUUUGUAUGCAUCUAGCCCAACAGUGCAAUUGCUCUGAUGCUUGAAUUUCACAGACAUUCCCUAUAGAUGUGGUCAUGUAGGCCAGUACAAAAACAUAUUUCGUCAUUGUCCUGGAGCUGCUUCAGGCCCCACUGUCCUCCUCAUGACCACACAAGUCUGGAUAAAACCUGAAUGAAUCCUGACCACGUAGAGGAACAGCGACUUGGAUCUGUUUAAAGCCCCCAAUACGGAGGAUAGUUAUCACCGUGAGAAAAUGAUCAAAAAUUAUUCUAAUGCUGAAGGUUUCUAUCUAUCCUGUUAAGAAAUUUU
Sphaeramia orbicularis (orbiculate cardinalfish) is the source of this 2663-nucleotide messenger RNA. It is a transcript of the gene antxr1a, whose product is annotated as ANTXR cell adhesion molecule 1a. The record is from RefSeq and is a predicted model, not a curated record. Gene Ontology annotation, cellular component: cell surface; plasma membrane. NCBI's taxonomy places the organism in Eukaryota, Metazoa, Chordata, Actinopteri, Kurtiformes, Apogonidae. Gene Ontology annotation, molecular function: transmembrane signaling receptor activity. Bases 312 to 2165 code for a protein of 617 amino acids. The transcript is spliced from 18 exons.